UUAUCGCUAAAGCUAUAUUGGACUGCGUCUCCACUGAUGUUGUUGCGGCUGUAGCCCCAUUUCAGGUUUGUGUGGGCAUGCCAUCUGCGUGUGAGGCUGCGGUCCUUGCUGUGCAGAGCCAGUAUUUGGAUCCGGAAACAGAGGCCAUUUUGUUCAUAGAUGCGUCUAAUGCAUUUAAUGCUGUUAACAGACAGGCAGCGCUUCAUAACGUUCCUCGGGUGUGUCCUGCCGUAUCCACAAUCUUCCAAAACACAUAUGGCGCUCCAAUAUCGUUGUUUCUGCCGGGUGGUGACAGGAUCUUGUCUCGAGAGGGUACUUGCCAGGGCGAUCCUUUGGCCAUGGCACUGUUUGCGCUGGCUAUUAGCCCUAUGAUCAGACGCCUGUCAAGUGACCACCCAUCUAUUGGCCAGUGCUGGUAUGCGGAUGACGGCGAGGCUGGUGGAAGGAUGAUGGACGUGCACAAGUUUUGGUUGGCUUUGUCUGACAUUGGACCGGAGUAUGGUUAUUUCCCCAAUGCCUCAAAGACGACACUCCUUGUCAAGCCGGAUUUUGAGCGGGCGGCCGUUGACAUGUUCGAUGCCACUGGUAUUGCAAUACGAACCGGUGGAGCGAGGUACCUGGGAGGUGCUGUUGGCCAGUCGACGUUCAUUGCCGAUAAUCUCGAUAGCCACAUUGCGAGUUGGGUGCGGGAGAUGAGCCUCUUGGCUGACAUCUCGCUUACACAGCCCCACGCCGCAUAUUCCGCAUUUGUCCGUGGUAUGAAGAGCAAGUGGAAUUAUCACAUCCGAAGUCAUCCAGGGUCGGCUUCUUCGUACAGACCACUGGAUGAUGUCAUAAAUAAUAAAUAUAUCCCUACCUUAACUGGCCGGACGGAGGUUUCUGAUUCGGAGCGGAAGCUGCUGGCAUUACCAGUGCGAUAUGGUGGCCUCGCUAUUCCUGUGGUGUCGGAGGACGCAGAGGUGCAGCGCCGGAUAAGUGAAGUUGUCACUGGGCCCGUCGUGCGAAUGCUGCGGUCGGGGUCCAAUGAGUUGACGCCGGCUCGGGUUGUUUCCGACACCAGCGUUCUCCGGAGACAUCAAAACAAUCAACGUGCUGAUAUGCAUAGGACCCAGCUGUCAGAGCUGGCCCCUGCCCUAAGUGGCCCUCAGCGUGUUCUGCUGGAAACCUCCAGAGAUGCCGGUGUGGGAAGUUGGCUUACGGCGGAGCCGCUUGCCUCCUGUGGAUUCGUCUUGAACAAGUCCGACUUUCGUGAUGCAGUGGCAAUUCGUUACGGCUGGCCACUUGAUGAAUUACCAUCAUCCUGCGUAUGUGGAGCGGCCAUGACGCUUGAUCACGCUGCAGUAUGUCCAACAGGGGGCUACCCAAGUCUACGCCAUAAUGAGAUCCGGGACCUGUUGGCGGAGGUGUUUUCGGCUGUCAUUUCUGAUGUAAGGAUAGAGCCUACGUUGCUGCCUUUGACUGGUGAGUCAUUGGAUUGUGCCACUGCCAAUCGUUCUCCUGAGGCUCGUUUGGACAUUUGUGCAAGGGGCUUCUGGUCUCGACAGCAAGAUGCAUUUUUUGAUGUGAGGGUCACCCACCCCUCGGCGUCCUUGCUGUCGAGAUCGGAUGUACUUGCCCAGUUGUCUCGUAACGAAGCACAGAAGAAACGGGCCUAUCUACAACGUGUGAUUGAUGUUGAUGUUGAGCGAGGCACCUUCACACCUUUGGUUUUCGCGACCAAUGGUAUGUGCGCUUCCGAAUGUUCCCGUGCUCUAAAGAACAUUGUUCAGCUCAUUGUCGAGAAGCAGCCAGAGCUUAGUUAUGCAAUAGUAAUGUCGCAUUUGCGCUGCAGGAUCUCUUUUACUUUGCUCCGCUGGCUGAUUACUUGCUUUCGUGGGUGCAGAGCUUCAUACUGCCGAAAGCGUGUAGCAAUUUCAUUCCUGGACCAAUGCCGUUUGCUCCAGUUGUGA
Sycon ciliatum is the source of this 1949-nucleotide messenger RNA. RefSeq lists its product as uncharacterized. The coding region runs from base 78 to 1949 and encodes 623 amino acids. The record is from RefSeq and is a predicted model, not a curated record. The transcript is spliced from 2 exons. NCBI's taxonomy places the organism in Eukaryota, Metazoa, Porifera, Calcarea, Leucosolenida, Sycettidae.